Molecule: messenger RNA, 273 nt
Organism: Leptosia nina
Lineage: Eukaryota; Metazoa; Arthropoda; Insecta; Lepidoptera; Pieridae
Source: the annotation of a GenBank genome assembly
AUGUUCGUUGCGACCGUUCGCCCGCCCAACUUAUCUCUUCCCGGCAAAAUAUUACAGUUUGUGCAUCGCCACUUGCAAUGUGCAUAUCUGAAUGUCAAUAAAGAAAUAAAAAAACGACCACCGGAGGCGUUCCCGCUGAAUCGAGACGUUUAUUCGUUCCACCAAUGGGCGAAGAGAGCUCGGCAUAUUCAUAACGAUAUUACCGCGGCGGUGCUGCGGCGUCAUCAUAAUUCAUAUAUAAUAACCCUUCUGAAGCCGACGACGCCGAGGUAG